GUGUGCAGUGCGUUAUGAAAGUGUUGUGAUUCUGUAAUAUAAAAUCGUGUGUAUAAUUGAUAAUUACUAACGAAUGUGAAUAAUUACAGUACGUGUUUAUUCAAGUAAGAAGCGGAAUGAAUGUACGAUCGUCAUGAACGUUUUAUUAUAUGUAUAUACAAAUGUAGAUACAUGUUAACUUCGCGAUCAUGUGUAAGAUUGGUUAGUUCUUAAUCCAAGUGUUAAUUAAUUUGAAUUGUCUCCUGUGUUUUGAGUAAACGUUAAAUAAUUAAUGAAAAUCACCAUGGAAAACCAAAACGGCGCGACGGUUAAAAGCAACAACCCUGCUCCAACUGUAGAGCAGAUUAACGCCGAUCGAAUUACUCAGCUUGCAAACAAGUACUGGGCUCCGCAUACAAUGGAUUCGCAUCUUCCAUUCUGCUCGCAAAUAGUGGAAGAUAUUUAUGUCCAAGAGAUUUGUGCUUCUAAAUUCUCAAUUAGACGAAUCAUGAUGCUGGAGUUUAGUCAGUAUUUAGAAAAUUUUCUAUGGCCAAAUUAUGAUACAAAAACUGCCACGCGUGCUCAUACCAUGUCGAUUGUCGUCAUGGUCAAUGAGAAAUUUAGAGAACGUGUUCAAGUUUGGGAAGCAUUUGAAAAGAAUCCAGAACACUUUCCAGAAUUCUUUCAAAAAGUCUUAGAAGCAUGCCUCGAGGAGAGCAUAAUGGACUUUGACUUGAAGGAGCAGACAGCAUUAAUUGUUUUCCUGAAUCAUUGCUUUAAUUCUAUGGAAGUGUUAUUAGUUAGAGAAGAAGUGAAAAGAUUAGUGUCAUUGUCUAUGUGGAUUUCGCUACAGCAAGGUCGUAGGGAGUUGGAAUUCAGAAAAUAUCCAAAGUGGAAGAAGUAUUGGAAAGUGAUUAGGAAAAAAGACAAUCCUGAAUUUAAGGAAAGAUUAGAAUGGGAACGUAAAUUUUUACAUAAAUUGAUGAUAAAGUUUAUGACGAUAUUGGAAACAGUUACUGAAGAAGGACCACUUCUACCAGACAAGGUGCGUUAUUGCGAGAGGUUUCUUGAAUUGGUGAUUGACUUAGAAGCUCUGUUACCAACGAGACGUUUCUUCAACACCGUAAUGGACGAUUGCCAUUUGGUAGUAAGAUGCCAGUUAUCAAAUUUACUACAUCGCUCCGAGGGCGGAUUAUUUGGCCAGCUGUUGGAGAUGUUGAAAUUUUAUGCCAGAUUCGAAAUCAACGAAGAGAGCGGUGACCCUCUCACGGAUCAUGAUAUGACACAAUUGCAUUACACUAAGAUUACAUCACUUCAGAAAGCAGUUUUCGCGAAAUUCCCGGAUCUACGAGGCUUCGCGUUGGCGAAUGUGGCGAGCGUCGAUACCAGAGAGGCUCUUUACAAACAUUUUGGUUUGCUCAGUCAAGAGAAGCUCAGGUCGAUCGCAAGCUACCUAAGCUUGGUACCAUCGGAGGAACGUGAGAAAGAAGAAAACUGGUACCGGUAUGACAUCGAGUUCCUUCGAGAACUAUUGAUCUCACGACAUGAACGUAGAGCCUCUCAGUUGGAAGAGCUCAACGAAAUGCCACUCUAUCCGACCGAGGAGAUCAUUUGGAACGAAAGUAUAGUACCAACGGAAUACUUUUCCGGCGAGGGUUGUUUAGCUCUGCCGAAAUUAAAUUUACAAUUUCUUACCUUACACGAUUACCUGUUGAGGAACUUCAAUCUCUUCAGGCUCGAGUCAACCUAUGAAAUACGGCAAGACAUCGAGGAUGCUGUGAGCAGAUUGAGUCCUUGGCGAGCCGAGGAUGGCGGUGUAUAUUUUGGCGGCUGGGCUAGAAUGGCGCAGCCCAUUACGCAGUUUGCUGUUGUUGAAGUAGCCAAACCUAAUAUUGGUGAGAAAAGGCCGUCCAGGGUACGCGCCGAUGUUUCAAUAAACUUGAGCGUUCGUAAAGAGAUUAAAUCUGAGUGGGAAAACCUACGGAAGCACGAUGUAUGCUUCCUUAUCACUGUCAAGCCUGAAAAUCCUAUUGGCACGAAAUAUAGUCACAAAUUGCCCUUCGUCCCGCAAGUUGGAUUAACGACUGUUCGAGGGUGCGAGGUUGAAGGCAUGCUGGAUUCAAACGGGAGAGUGAUCGAAGACGGUCCUGAACCACGACCCAUUUUACCCGGGGACACUCGAACUUAUAGAGUCUGGUUGGAUUGUAAUCAGUACAGAAUCGACAUGGAUAAUGCCAGCCACGGUGGCGAGGAUGUCUACGAAAGCUUUAAUAUUAUAAUGAGACGUAAACCCAAAGAGAACAAUUUUAAAGCAGUUUUGGAGACGAUAAGGGAACUUAUGAAUACGGAAUGUGUCGUGCCUGACUGGCUUCACGACAUAAUUCUCGGGUACGGCGAUCCUGGCGCGGCUCGGUAUUCCAGAAUGCAAAAUGAGAUCGCUAAAAUGGACUUCAACGACACGUUCCUCGACAUUAAUCAUUUAAACGCUAGUUUCCCUCAAUACGAGAUUAAAGUUUCGACGACCGACGAAUCGAAACUGGUUCGACCUUUUCGUUUAACGUUUGAAGACGUGCUUGCCAAACAUAAUGAUGAGCCAGUGAAGGAAGUGAUUAGAGUGGAACCACACGUUCCACCUAGUAGAGGUCCCUAUAAAGCUAAUGAGCCAAAAAAGAAUCAAAUACCAUUUACACCAACGCAAGUCGAAGCUAUUCGUGCGGGCAUGCAACCCGGACUGACGCUUGUCGUGGGACCACCUGGUACCGGAAAGACAGACGUUGCUGUACAAAUCAUAUCGAAUCUGUAUCACAAUUUUCCCAAUCAACGGACUCUUAUAGUUACGCAUUCGAAUCAAGCUUUAAAUCAGCUUUUCGAGAAAAUUAUGGCCCUCGACAUCGACGAAAGGCAUUUGCUACGUCUUGGUCACGGCGAGGAAGCGUUAGAAACUGAAAAAGAUUUCAGUAGAUAUGGUAGAGUCAACUAUGUUCUAGCGAAACGCUUGGAUCUCUUAAUGGAAGUUCAAAGAUUACAGGAAUCGUUGAACGUAAAAGGUGACGUAGCUUACACGUGCGAAACAGCAGGACACUUUUUUAUGUAUCAAAUAUUGACAAGAUGGGAACGCUUCGAAAUGAGAAUAAAACAAAGACGGGGACCGGAUAGUAAAUCACCUCCUGCGUAUAUCGUAGACGAGGAAUUUCCGUUUCAUAAGUUCUUUGAUAAUGCACCACAACCGCUGUUUAAACGCAAUAGUUUCGAGGAAGAUAUUGAAAUUGCGUGCAGCUGUUUCAGAUACAUAGAACGAAUUUUUGCCCAAUUAGAAGAAUUUAGAGCCUUCGAAUUGUUGCGAUCUGGUUUAGACAGAUCGAAGUAUUUAUUAGUCAAGGAAGCAAAAGUAAUUGCUAUGACUUGCACGCAUGCUGCCCUUAAGAGGCGCGAGCUCGUAGAUAUGGGAUUUAAAUAUGAUAAUAUUCUCAUGGAAGAGUCAGCACAAAUUUUGGAAAUCGAAACUUUUAUUCCGUUGCUGCUACAGAAUCCGCAAGACGGAUACAAUCGAUUGAAACGUUGGAUAAUGAUCGGAGAUCAUCAUCAGUUACCGCCAGUUAUCAAGAAUAUGGCCUUUCAGAAAUACUCGAACAUGGAGCAAUCUCUUUUCGCGAGAUUCGUUCGGCUGGGAGUGCCCACCGUCGACCUCGAUGGUCAAGGUCGUGCGAGACCUAGUAUCUGCAAUUUGUACAAUUGGCGUUACAAGAAAUUGGGCAAUCUCGUGCACGUCGAAAACAGUCCGGAGUACUUGGUGGCGAACGCUGGCUUUUUAUACGACUUUCAACUCAUCAACGUCGAAGACUUCAACGGAGUUGGGGAAAGCGAACCCAGCGCGUACUUCUAUCAAAAUCUCGCUGAGGCCGAAUAUUGCGUGGCUGUGUUCAUGUACAUGCGACUUCUCGGUUAUCCAGCCGACAAAAUUAGCAUAUUAACCACGUACAAUGGACAGAAACAUUUGAUAAGGGACGUGAUAAAUAUAAGAUGCGCCAGUAAUCCUUUGAUCGGUCGGCCGAAUAAGGUGACGACGGUUGAUAAGUACCAGGGUCAGCAGAACGAUUAUAUACUACUGUCCCUUGUGAAAACUAGAGCGGUGGGUCAUCUGCGAGACGCUCGUCGUUUAGUAGUCGCUAUGUCGAGAGCCCGUCUUGGCCUUUAUGUGUUCGCCAGAGUCUCGCUUUUCAAGAACUGUUUUGAACUGACGCCCGCAUUUGCCCAGUUAAUGCAACGGCCGUUGAAACUACAACUCAUUCCGCAAGAACAUUAUCCCACAGAUAGACUCAACGAUGCCAUCCCAUCUACUUCGCCAAUGGAAAUUGAAGACAUGCCACAUAUGGCUAAAUUUGUCUACGAUUAUUACAUCGAGAAAAUUAGCGGUAUGAAGGAAUCGCAGAAAGCGUGGCAGAAACCAGGCAUGGUUCAAACGCCAGGUAGUCCGACUUACAAGGUGCCUGCUCAUCCCGGAGCAGAUGAUGACACGGAUGACGAGGAACUUAAUCAGAUGGAAGACGAAAAGAAAAACGUUAAAGAGGAAACCGUAGAACCGAAAUUCGAGUUAAUAGAAAAUUUAGUUGAAGAACCGUCUCCAGAGAAUGAAGACAACGAUCGUUAAGAAAAUGCUCGAAACUAAGAAUGAGACUUAUGAAAUGUAAAAUAAACAAAUAUUUUUACUGAAAA
Molecule: messenger RNA, 4692 nt
Organism: Ceratina calcarata
Lineage: Eukaryota; Metazoa; Arthropoda; Insecta; Hymenoptera; Apidae
Product: RNA helicase aquarius
Exons: 15
Coding region: 272-4627 (1451 amino acids)
Biological process (GO): mRNA splicing, via spliceosome
Cellular component (GO): catalytic step 2 spliceosome
Molecular function (GO): mRNA binding; helicase activity
Source: RefSeq, a predicted model, not a curated record